This is a messenger RNA of Anastrepha ludens (Mexican fruit fly), 16107 nucleotides long. Its product is annotated as neurobeachin-like. Gene Ontology annotation, molecular function: protein kinase binding. The transcript has 29 exons. The record is from RefSeq and is a predicted model, not a curated record. The coding region runs from base 17 to 11416 and encodes 3799 amino acids. Gene Ontology annotation, biological process: intracellular protein localization. Lineage: Eukaryota; Metazoa; Arthropoda; Insecta; Diptera; Tephritidae. Gene Ontology annotation, cellular component: cytosol; membrane.
GGGAGGCGAAUUUGAUAUGGAAUUAAAUUUUGUGAUACAAGAUGCACAAAACAUUAAACACAUGCUGGAACUGCUGGAUCAUUGCCCGCCAAAUCUACAGGCUGAAAUCUGGAGUGUGUUCAUUGCUAUUCUACGCAAGAGCGUGCGCAAUUUGCAGGCAUGCACGGACGUCGGCCUAAUCGAACACGUACUGGUGCGACUGCAGCGCUCCGAAACGGUUGUGGCAGAUUUGCUCAUCGAAAUGUUGGGCGUACUCGCCAGCUACAGCAUCACAGUGAAAGAGCUCAAACUACUCUUUGGCACCAUGAAAGCAGUUAAUGGCAAAUGGCCACGUCACUCUGCCAAACUGCUGAAUGUGUUACGUCAAAUGCCGCAUCGCAAUGGACCGGAUGUAUUUUUCAGUUUUCCGGGACGCAAAGGAUCGGCCAUGGUACUGCCGCCGUUGGCGAAAUGGCCAUACGAAAAUGGCUUCACAUUUACAACGUGGUUUCGUUUGGAUCCUAUUAAUUCGGUGAAUAUAGAGCGCGAGAAGCCCUACCUCUAUUGUUUUAAAACAUCGAAAGGCGUUGGCUAUACAGCUCAUUUUGUUGGCAAUUGUCUGGUGCUUACAUCGAUGAAAGUCAAAGGCAAAGGUUUCCAACAUUGUGUGAAAUAUGAAUUUCAACCGAGAAAGUGGUACAUGAUUGCCAUAGUGUACAUAUAUAAUCGUUGGACAAAAAGCGAAAUAAAGUGCCUCGUUAAUGGACAAUUGGCGUCCAGUACCGAAAUGGCGUGGUUCGUUUCUACAAACGACCCAUUCGAUAAGUGUUACAUUGGCGCAACGCCCGAACUGGAUGAGGAGCGCGUCUUUUGCGGGCAAAUGUCAGCGAUUUACCUAUUCAGCGAAGCGUUGACAACGCAGCAGAUUUGUGCGAUGCAUCGCCUGGGGCCGGGCUAUAAGUCACAAUUCCGCUUUGACAACGAGUGCUAUUUGAACCUGCCGGACAAUCAUAAACGGGUGAGUCAGAACAACAACAACAACAACACCAAUAUCAACAAUAAAUCCACGACGGUGCUGCUAGCCGAACAAGAAGCUCAGGCCAUCGACUGGGCCGAUGAGAAGCUCGAUUUGAAUGCGGCUUUUUCGAAAAUUCGUGCAGUGCUCUCAGCGCGAAAUGCUUCUGCCAAUGCGGUGCUCAAUGCCUUGGGAGGUGUUGUGGUCGAUCAGACGGCGUCUAGCGGCGCCACUACGUCGGGUACCUCCACAACAUCAACAUCGACAGCGGCGAAUGCCAACAGCGCUAGCGGAAGCCAUGCGGCUGGCGCAAACAACAACAAUCAGUAUGGUAGCGUUGCGGGUGUAGCCGGCGCCAACGAUAACAACAAAAUCAUCUCAGAUCCUUUGUGUCAUUUGCCAACGGGGAACACGUCCUUUGAACAAUUGCGUCGUAUUUCGUCUACUUCCGCUGCUGGUUUGGAGCUUUUGAGGGGCUACUCCACUCAGACCGAAGAAAUUAAUCAGCUUAAAGCUGUACUCUACGAUGGUAAAUUGUCAAAUGCCAUCGUCUUCAUGUACAAUCCAGUGGCAACCGAUGGUCAGCUGUGUUUACAAUCCGCACCCAAAGGAAAUGUUUCAUAUUUUGUACAUACACCGCAUGCACUUAUGUUACAGGACGUUAAGGCUGUAGUUACACACUCAAUACAUUGCACACUAAAUUCCAUUGGUGGCAUUCAGGUGCUGUUUCCAUUAUUCUCGCAACUGGAUAUGGCGCAUGAGGGUAUUAGCGAUAUAAAACGCGAUCCAACGCUAUGUUCGAAACUUUUGGGUUUCAUUUGUGAAUUGGUUGAGACGUCACAAACCGUACAACAACAUAUGAUACAGAAUCGUGGAUUCCUAGUCAUUUCGUUUAUGUUGCAACGCUCGUCACGCGAACAUUUAACUCUAGAAGUUUUGGGUUCAUUCUUGAAUUUAACCAAAUAUUUGGUGACAUGUCUGUCGGCGAAUAGUGAUUUAUUGCUGAAGCAGCUGUUCUGUUUCUCGUUUCUGACGUGGCAGCUGCUCGAUCAUGUGCUCUUCAAUCCGGCGCUGUGGAUUUAUACGCCGGCCAAUGUGCAGGCACGCCUGUACUCGUACUUGGCCACGGAAUUCCUCAGCGAUACGCAAAUCUACAGCAAUGUGCGACGUGUUAGUACUGUUCUGCAAACGGUGCACACACUGAAAUACUACUAUUGGGUUGUGAAUCCGCGUGCAAAGAGUGGCAUCAUACCAAAGGGUUUGGAUGGUCCACGUCCAGCACAAAAGGAUAUCCUAGCGAUACGCGCUUAUAUUUUAUUGUUUUUGAAACAGUUAAUUAUGAUCGGUAAUGGCGUCAAAGAGGAUGAGUUGCAAAGCAUUUUAAAUUACUUGACGACCAUGCAUGAGGAUGAAAAUCUUCAUGACGUUUUACAAAUGUUAAUUUCGCUUAUGUCUGAGCAUCCCAGCUCCAUGGUACCUGCUUUCGAUGUGAAACAUGGCGUUCGUAGCAUUUUCAAAUUAUUGGCUGCCGAAAGUCAAUUGAUACGCUUACAGGCAUUGAAAUUGCUUGGAUUCUUUUUAUCACGCAGCACACACAAACGAAAAUAUGACGUUAUGUCGCCGCACAACUUAUACACACUAUUAGCGGAACGUUUAUUACUCUACGAGGAAUCGCUAUCCCUGCCAACGUAUAAUGUUCUCUACGAAAUUAUGACAGAGCAUAUAUCACAGCAAAUUCUCUAUACCAGACAUCCAGAGCCCGAGAGUCAUUAUCGUUUGGAAAAUCCAAUGAUCCUUAAGGUCGUCGCCACGCUCAUACGCCAAUCCAAACAAACCGAAUCACUAAUCGAGGUGAAAAAACUCUUCCUCUCCGACAUGACGCUUCUGUGCAAUAGCAAUCGCGAGAACCGACGCACCGUACUGCAAAUGUCCGUGUGGCAGGAAUGGCUCAUAGCCAUGGCCUACAUACAUCCGAAGAAUACGGAAGAGCAGAAAAUCUCCGAUAUGGUGUACUCACUUUUCCGCAUGCUGUUGCAUCAUGCGAUUAAACAUGAGUAUGGCGGAUGGCGUGUAUGGGUCGAUACCCUAGCCAUCGUGCACUCGAAAGUCUCUUAUGAAGAAUUCAAGCUGCAAUUCGCGCAAAUGUACGAACACUACGAGCGCCAACGUACGGACAACAUUACCGAUCCAGCGCUACGACAAGCGCGUCCCAUCAGCACGAUUAGCGGUUGGGAGCGCGAAGAGCAACAGCAGCAGCAACAUCAUCAACACCAUCAACAACACCAGCAGCAGCAGCAGUUGGAGCAUACGCAUGCGCAUCAUCAGCAGCACCAUCGGCAAGCGGCACUACCAGCGCCAGCAGUGCAAGAGGUGCAAGUGAAGGCUGCCGAGUCGGUGGGCUCACUCGAAGAUGUGCCGCCUGUGGAGGAGGAAAUCGAGUGCGAAGAAAUUGAGUCCACAACGCAAGAAGUAGCAGCGUCAACCGGUGUAAGUGAACCAACGAAUUGUGUCUGCGCGUCGGACGACAAAGCAACUGAACCAAAGUUGGUAAAGGAAACAUCUGCUGACGAGACGAACGUAAACGAAGACUUAACAAAGCCGAAAAUAUCCAACAUAUCCGAUGUGUACAACGAACACAUUAAAUCGGAAGUGAUAGUCACCAGUAUAGUUGAAUCGCCGGCAGUCGCUGUGGCAUGCAACGGUAGCGCUUCAUGCUCAUCGACAGCCGCAAGUGCGAACAGUACACCCUCGAAGUCGCCGGCGCCUAGCGGCGGUCACGAAGCAUUGUCACAAACGCUUAAUCUCAAGGCUGAGGAUCUGGAAGAAAUCGAAUUGGCCAACGCAAAGAUCGCUGCUGGUACAACCGACGAUGCCGAACAUGUGCAACAAGUGCUGCAAAGCUCUGAAAAGGCGUUGCAAGACUGCAAAAUGGUGGCCGAUGAGAUGCAGGAAGCUUCCUCUGUGCUAAAGGAUGAGGAAAUUGAAUUGGCGGUGAAUGAAGUAGUGCAAGGUGUGCUCAAGAAUGAAAAGAAGCAAGCGACGAAAGAACCAGCCACAGAUGAGACACUUGCAACAAACACUGAAUCUGCUGAGAAGACCGAAGAGGACAACGUAUCUUUACUGAAUACAAAGAACUUGUUAAAUAACAAUGCUGACAAUGAGGUUGAGACGACAGAAAGCAACAACAGCAACAGCAGCAACAACAAUAACACAACAGAAGUCAAAGAAGUGAAUGCGAACAAUGAUGCCAAUGAAAAUGAAAACUUACAAACCAACACAACAAACAAUGCCACGGCGGAUUUACACGCCAAGGCGCCUGUUAUUGAGACGCAACAAAAGACUGAAGACAAAAAAAAUGAAGUAACUAACUUAAUUAAUAACAACGCCAAUACUGCCGAGCCUCACGAGCCUGUAGAGCACAUAACCACAAAAUUAGCAAUCGUUGUUGCCAAGGAACACGACCACGAGCUAAUGGAUGUAAGCUCUUCACUUUCGACAACGGUUGAGACUACCGAGGAGAUCUCCUCACUCAGUCCCGAAACAACAGUAUCAAGUGCAUCCAUUACCGAAGAGAAUCUACUCGGGUUAUCUGAGCCAACACCAGCAGACAGCGAAAACAACAAAGUCGAGACAAUGGUGAAAGACAUUGUCGAUAAACUGAUAGACAAAGUGAUAGAUGCGAGUAGCGCGGAAGAUGUUGCCGCUAAAGAGACAAACAACAAUGAAAUUGUAGAUAAAGCGAAGGAUGAUAAAAGUGAAGAGGAAGCCGUCUCUGAAACGGCCAAGGAAAUUGUGGAAGAUGUGCUUACGUCCGCGCUGAACAAAGCCGCCACAGAGGAUACACCGGUUAAGGAAAACACACAGCUGGAAGAAGACACAGCAAAAGUGGAAAAUACUACAGAGGAAAAUGUUACGGGCAUUGUGCAGACAGUCGUUGAUGAUUUGCUGGCACAAACAGUGGACACCGUAGAAAAAACAAAUGAGACAGCGGCGUCACAAGCAGCGCCAACCGUUGAGACAAAAGCGGAAACCGAAACGCCAGAAGCAUCUUUAUCAGCGCCAUUAGAAGCAGCAAAGGAAAACUCUUUAGUAACCACAACGCUUCCGCCGGUAAAAGAGGUGGACUCAACCACACAAACAACGCCAAAGAAUCAGCCCAAUGAUGGCGCCGUUGAACUUUUGGAUAUGGAAGUAGUGGAAGAGCUGGUCGAGCAGACGGAAGAGGAGACACAAACGACACAUGAAGAGCUGCAAGGAGGUGGCAUGGUUGAGGCGGAAGAAAGGCUAGCCAAGCACACGACUGCCAGCACACAAGUCGAGAAUAAUCAUUUCGAUAACAAGCAUCCACAUCAGCAACAACAACAGCAGCAACAACAGCAGCAACAGCAGCCACAGCAACGUUCGAAACCAGGCUCAACGCGCCCAAUGUUUAGUCCUGGUCCAACACGUCCACCCUUUCGCAUACCGGAAUUCAAAUGGUCUUACAUACAUCAGCGGUUGCUAUCCGACGUGCUCUUCUCCCUGGAGACGGACAUACAAGUUUGGCGCAGCCACUCGACAAAAAGUGUUUUGGAUUUUGUGAAUUCGAGCGAGAAUGCCAUUUUUGUGGUAAAUACGGUGCAUCUGAUAUCGCAGUUGGCGGAUAAUUUGAUCAUCGCUUGCGGCGGUUUGCUGCCACUCUUGGCAAGUGCCACAUCGCCUAAUUCUGAAUUGGAUGUGCUUGAGCCCACUCAGGGCAUGCCACUAGAGGUGGCCGUCUCCUUUCUGCAACGUCUUGUCAAUAUGGCGGACGUGCUAAUCUUUGCCACUUCGUUGAAUUUUGGCGAACUCGAGGCGGAGAAGAACAUGUCCAGCGGCGGUAUACUGCGUCAAUGUUUGCGUUUGGUGUGCACGUGUGCGGUGCGCAAUUGUUUGGAGUGUAAGGAGCGUACACGCUACAAUGUGGGCGCAAUGGCGCGCGAUGUACCCGGAGCGGCACAUCUGCAGGCGCUCAUACGUGGCGCACAAGCGUCGCCCAAGAAUAUUGUUGAGUCAAUAACAGGUCAAUUAUCCCCAGUCAAGGAUCCUGAGAAGCUUUUGCAGGAUAUGGAUGUCAAUCGCUUGCGUGCAGUUAUCUAUCGAGAUGUGGAGGAAACCAAACAGGCACAGUUCCUUUCACUCGCCAUCGUCUACUUCAUUUCCGUGCUCAUGGUGUCCAAAUAUCGCGACAUAUUGGAACCGCCAGCGGAACCGCAAAUCCAGCGCCAAUCACCCGUAAUGCAACGUUCUGCAGCCGAACCCUCAGGUCGCCCGCUCUUCCCCCAGUGGUCGCACCAUGUGUACCCACAAUUCUUGCCCAACAAUUCUCAUCAAAAUCACAUGCCUUCGGCGACAACAACGACAACAUCGAAUGUACAACAGCAACAGCAAUCGCAAACAUUGCAUCAACAUUACUACCAGCAACAACAGCAGCAGCAGCAGCAACAACAAAUGGCUUCAUCGCCACACCAGCAGCAGCUGGCACAACAGCACAGCUACAAUCAUCACUAUGCCUCCUUGCAACAACAACAUCAGCAGCAGCAACAACAACAACAACAGCACCAACAUCCAACAUACUACGGUGAGCAACAACAGCUGCACAAUCAUACAAUGAGCGGCGGCAGCAGCAACGGCAGCAGUAAUUACGCUGGAAAUAUAUCACCGCCAUUGGCCACACAGUCAACAAGUUCCUCGGCCUCGUCAUCGGCCACCUCACAGCCGGCAUCCUCGUCGUCAUUGUCGAGUUUGGCCUCGCAGCCAACAACACGUCAUCACCAGCAACAGCAACAGCAUCAGCACGCACAUCAACAUGUUGCCGCACACCAGCACCAGCGGCAUGCACAGAAACAUCACUACCACCAUCAACAGCAACAACAACAGCCACCGCCACAACAAUUCCAACAGCAUUAUGGUAUGAUGAAUGGCAUUGGCAAUCAAAUGGUUAACGGUGGUGGUGGUGGAGUAAUCGGUGGCAACAAGAGCAUGCCACAAAAUGCAACAAUGACAGCCAAUAGCCAUCAGCAACACUUUGUUGGCAAUGCUGGCGAUAUGAACGGCAGUGUAUACCACCAAUAUAUGCGGCCAAGCGGCGUCAUGAUGAAUGGUGGCAGUAUCGCUGGUAAUGGCGGCAGUGGCGUUGCACAUCAGAACGGCAUCGCCGUCGAUUAUCACACACAUGCGCAUGCACAUGCCACCGGUGUUGGUGGGGCAGUGAAUGGUGCGUCUAACAACAAUAGCCUCGUUCUAAGCAACAGUAACUGUAACAGUAAUGGCAUGCGUGGCAUUGCGCUGCGUGAUGCCAGCACGGGUAGCAGCGGUCAUAUGUUGGGUGGCGUUGGCGUCGGUGUUGGUGUUGGUGUUGGUAUUGGUGUUAGUGUUGGCGUUGGUGGUGUGGGCGUAACAACUGGGGCCGGUAGUGGUGUCGUCAGUGGAGCUGCAACCCUGCCAUAUAAGAAUAAUGGCUUGAAUAACAAUUACCGUUACAAUGGACGCACCAAUAUCGGAACAGGCGCACGUACAAUACAAGAUGGGGACUAUGAAAUUAUUGUUGUGGACGAGAGUAAUCCAUCGGUGUUGGCGGAUAAUGAUUCCCACUCAAGUGGACCGCCCUCAAUUAAGAGCGUCGACUCGGAUGUCGGUUCGUUGAACAUGAAUUCCACGGAGAACGAAGUUCCUGAAGUGGAAUCGUCGAGUGAAAUUCUGGCUGAUGACAACAAGCCAACAAACUCGAAUGACGAAAGCUGGACAGAUGUCAAUUUGAAUGAGGAUGCGGGUGUGCAGGCCACCGCAGGUGGUUUAUUAUCGGGUGGUGGCAUGUCAGUGGUGGAUGUGAAAAUGCGUGACAUCGACGCCCUGCAGCAUCAAACACAUCAACAACAACAAUCACAACAACAGCAACAGCAACAACAACAGGCGCCGACAGGACAUGGCCAACCGCAGGGUGCUCAGCUAAUGCAAGCACAUCAUGGCCAUCAGUUGGUGGGUGCGGGUGGUGAACGUGGCGACAAACCCGAUUCGGAAAUAUCGGUUGUACGCGUACCGGACAGUUAUGCAGCAACAUCCGGCGCAUCAGGUGCGGGCGUUGCCACGGCUGCCGGCAAUGUGGGUCAGCGUGGCACACGCUCUGAUGAGCUACAAAUGAAACCACCACUCGUUGGCCAGCUGCCGAUGACAACGCCCUCGCGUGAGGCGAGUCUUACGCAAAAGCUUGAGGUGGCUUUGGGUCCGGUGUGCCCGUUGCUACGUGAAAUUAUGGUCGAUUUUGCGCCGUUCCUCUCAAAAACACUCGUUGGCUCACAUGGUCAAGAGCUGCUGAUGGAGGGUAAGGGCUUAACGACAUUCAAAAACUCGCACUCCGUUGUUGAAUUGGUGAUGUUGUUGUGUUCGCAAGAAUGGCAGAAUAGCCUGCAGAAGCAUGCCGGUCUCGCCUUUAUCGAAUUGAUUAAUGAGGGUCGAUUGUUGUCGCACGCCAUGAAGGAUCACAUUGUGCGUGUCGCCAAUGAAGCUGAAUUCAUAUUGAAUCGUAUGCGUGCUGAUGAUGUGCUCAAGCAUGCCGAUUUCGAGUCGCAAUGCGCUCAAACUCUACUGGAGCGACGCGAGGAGGAGCGCAUGUGCGACCAUCUAAUCACUGCGGCACGCAGACGUGACAAUGUAAUUGCUAGUCGUUUAUUGGAGAAGGUACGCAAUAUUAUGUGCAAUAGACAUGGUGCCUGGGGCGAUGCCAGCGGUACUGUGCAGAAACAAACUUUCUGGAAAUUGGACGCGUGGGAAGAUGAUGCGCGUCGCCGCAAGCGCAUGGUGCAAAAUCCUCGUGGCUCAUCACACCCUCAGGCUACAUUGAAGGCGGCCAUCGAAAAUGGUGCCCCCGAAGAUGCCAUUUUGCAGACACGUGACGAAUUCCACACACAGAUUGCUGUCUCGCGUGCACAUCAGUCCACACAGCAUACAGCUGAUCUCUUGGAUGACGCCGAGCUCUUGAUCGAAGAUCGUGAAUUAGAUCUUGACUUGACUGGGCCGGUGAACAUUAGCACUAAGGCAAAACUCAUUGCACCCGGUGUAGUCGCUCCGGGUACUGUGUCCAUCACUAGCACUGAGAUGUUCUUUGAAGUUGACGAGGAUCAUCUCGAGUUCCAAAAGAUCGACCCGGAGGUGUUGAAGUAUUGCGAUCACCUGCAUGGCAAGUGGUAUUUCUCAGAAGUGCGCGCCAUCUUUUCGCGCCGCUACUUGCUGCAAAAUGUUGCAUUGGAAAUUUUCUUAGCCAGUCGCACCUCUAUACUCUUCGCUUUCCCCGACCAACAUACGGUGAAGAAAGUAAUCAAGGCUUUGCCACGCGUUGGUGUGGGCAUCAAAUAUGGUAUACCGCAAACUCGACGCGCUUCGAUGAUGUCACCACGUCAACUGAUGCGUAACUCCAACAUGACACAGAAGUGGCAACGGCGCGAAAUCUCGAAUUUCGAGUACCUAAUGUUCCUCAACACAAUAGCGGGACGCACCUACAAUGACCUCAAUCAGUACCCGGUCUUCCCAUGGGUACUCACCAACUAUGACACCAAGGAACUGGACCUGAGUUUGCCUUCGAACUAUCGCGAUCUGUCUAAACCGAUUGGUGCGCUGAAUCCCUCUCGACGCGCCUACUUCGAAGAACGCUACGAAAGCUGGGAGAGUGACACAAUACCACCAUUCCACUAUGGCACACACUAUUCGACUUCAAGUUUCACGCUCAAUUGGCUGGUACGCGUUGAACCGUUCACCACCAUGUUCUUGGCUCUGCAAGGCGGUAAAUUCGAUUAUCCCGAUCGUCUAUUCUCCUCCAUUUCACUUUCGUGGAAAAAUUGCCAACGCGAUACAUCCGACGUUAAAGAACUCAUACCUGAGUGGUACUUCCUGCCAGAAAUGUUCUAUAACUCAUCCAGUUAUCGGCUAGGGCAUCGCGAAGAUGGCACACUCGUCAACGAUGUCGAGCUGCCGCCCUGGUCUAAGAGUCCCGAAGAAUUUGUGCGCAUCAAUCGCAUGGCUUUGGAAUCUGAAUUCGUUUCGUGCCAAUUGCAUCAAUGGAUCGAUCUGAUUUUCGGCUACAAGCAACGUGGGCCCGAAGCUAUACGCGCAACCAAUGUAUUCUACUACUUAACCUAUGAAGGUAGUGUGGAUUUGGAUGCAAUUAACGAUCCCGUUAUGCGUGAGGCAGUUGAGAAUCAAAUACGUAACUUCGGUCAAACACCCAGCCAACUCUUGAUGGAACCACAUCCACCACGCAGUUCGGCGAUGCAUCUAUCGCCCAUGAUGUUCAGUGCAAUGCCUGAUGAUCUUUGCAUGUCGCUGAAAUUCUACCAGAACUCACCCAUAAUACACAUCUCUGCCAACACCUACCCGCAAUUGUCAUUGCCGUCGGUAGUGACCGUAACUGCGGGCCAUCAGUUUGCUGUAAAUCGCUGGAAUUGCAAUUACACCGCAUCCGUCCAGAGUCCCAGCUAUGCAGAAUCACCGCAAUCGCCUGGCUCUAAUCUGCCGUUGACCAUCGACCCAGUGUUGUCUGCACAAAAUACAGGUCACAACAACCCAAUGAAUCGUCGUCAUUUGGGUGAUAAUUUCAGUCAAAUGCUGAAGAUCCGCUCCAAUUGUUUUGUAACAACUGUAGACAGUCGUUUUCUGAUUGCUUGCGGCUUCUGGGAUAACAGCUUCCGCGUAUUUGCCACCGAAACUGCUAAAAUCGUGCAAAUAGUAUUCGGUCAUUUCGGUGUUGUCACCUGUUUGGCCCGCUCCGAAUGCAACAUUACAUCGGAUUGUUAUAUCGCUUCGGGUUCGGCAGACUGCACAGUGCUGCUGUGGCACUGGAAUGCUCGCACUCAGAGUAUUGUCGGUGAGGGUGAUGUGCCAACGCCGCGUGCAACUUUGACAGGACAUGAACAAGCUGUGACUUCGGUUGUGAUUAGCGCUGAGCUGGGCUUAGUCGUCUCGGGAUCGACAAACGGUCCGGUACUGAUACAUACCACAUUUGGUGACCUCCUGCGUUCGCUUGAUCCGCCUAUGGAUUUCUAUUCACCUGAGUUGAUUGCCAUGUCUCGUGAGGGCUUCAUUGUUGUCAAUUAUGAUAAGGGAAAUGUGGCUGCGUACACCAUCAACGGCAAAAAGUUACGCCAUGAGACGCACAAUGAUAACCUGCAGUGCAUGCUGCUUUCGCGUGAUGGUGAAUAUCUGAUGACCGCUGGCGAUCGCGGCAUAGUGGAAGUUUGGCGGACUUUUAAUCUGGCGCCUUUAUAUGCCUUCCCUGCUUGUAAUGCGGCGAUUCGCUCACUGGCGUUGACACACGAUCAAAAAUACCUCCUUGCUGGACUCUCCACCGGUUCCAUCAUUGUCUUUCAUAUUGACUUCAACCGCUGGCAUCACGAAUACCAACAACGUUACUAGAUGCUGAGAAGAUGACAUAAAUCGUUCUAAUAAUCACUGAAAUUAACAAAACAAAAAAUCAGCAACACGCAAAAUUCUUCAAUUCCAACCCGGACGUAACAGAAGUGCAGCAAGCCAUCGCACGCUGCUGCGCACAACAAACAAAAACAUAGAUGACGUUAAACCAACAACAAUUGUGGAUAAAAUAAGGCCAAAUUGCAAAUAAGCAGGACUUAAAAUGUUAAAGAAGUUAGUUUAAAAAAAUUAAAACAAAAUUAUAAAAAACAAAAAAACAAAAUUAAAAAAGACACAAUAAACACGUAAGCCAUUUAUUUAGAUACAAAAUGGGAGAGAAAUAAAUUAAAAACAUAGUAGUAUUUGCUUUGAGUUUUGAACCGAAAUACCGGCACGCAGGUUCUAACGAACCAAAAAAUUCUUUCAUUAUUAUUAUUACUAGAUUUUCUUAGGCUAGGAGCAAAUUAUUGUUUUUUUGUUGUUGCAAAUUUUUUACAUAGGAUUACACAGCCAAGAAAUACAUAGAAAUAGUGGGCUAGACCAAUACAUUGCUACGAAUAGUUGAACACGAUGAUGAAAAAAAUUAAAAGUAAUAAAAAAAAUUAAUUAAUUAAGUAAAUAAAAGUUGCGCUGAAAUUUCUUAACUUAGUAAUUAAUAGGGUUAAGAAAGAUUUUUUUUAAUUAACGCCGAUUAAAAUUUAUGCAAAAAAAAAAAUUAGAAAUAAAGUUAAAUAGUUUUAGUGACUCCAAGAAGAGUUAUUACUUCAAAGAAAACAAAAGGCAAAAAAAAAAAGAAACAACAACAAAAACAAAGACGUAACAAAGCGGCCAAAAGAGAAAGUGCAACGUACUUAACUCAGUGUUUGUUUUUUUUUUCUAUUUUUCUUUCUCUCUUAAAGCGAAGAAAUUUGCUUAAAAGAAAUGUACUUAAGGAAAAAACCAAAAACAAAUAACAAAAGAAACGAAGAUAUUUCAAUCACUUAACAGUUUGACUAGCAAAGUUGGGCACUCACACAAAAACGCAUAGAAUUAUUAGUAGCGGGUUAAAAAAAAAUUUGCGAGUAACAUAUAAAGAUACGCAUAUUUCAGGCUUUCAAGAACCAAAACUAACAUAAAGAAUUUUACUUAUUACGCCACGGCAAUACGGGAAACUUAGAAAGCCACAUACAUUUGGACAUCUGCCAGUAGGUGCGGAAUUUUGUAGGCAAGGCGCUGAGGCACAAGACGACGACGAAAGAAAUGGGUUUUAAAAUUAAAAUAUGUGUUUGUUAAGGAAAAUUACUUUUAGCUCCAGCUAAGCAAAGAGUGAAGUUGAACAAAGAAGUGAAGCGAAAAAGAAGUGAAAGAGUUGCAGGGAAUAGUGUGAGGCGGCAAAGGCAAAAAGAAAGUAGGUAUUUGAAAGCAAAAAGGGAAACAAGGAAAGGCACAGAAACAAUGCAAUUGGGCUUAAGGCAGUGCAUGUUUCAAGCAAUAAGUUCGCAUACAUACAUACGUACACACACACAUACAUGCAUGCAAGCAUGCAUGGGCAAGUCGUACCAUUUAUGUAGUUGCGCGACGGCAUUCACUGGACUCGGCAUACUUGCGUGUAUAUGCGCAUAUAUGUACAUAAAUAUGUAUUAGUAUGCGUAAGUGUGCAUGUGUAUGUGUGUGUGCAUAUACCUGUACAUAUAUUCCACAUGUUUGUGUGCAUGUAUGCAUGCAUGUGUGCGUGUGUGUGUGGUAUACAUGCGUUGUAAUGCGUUAAUUUCUUUGCAGCAAAGUGAAAACAAGAGCAACAACCACCCUCACAACUAGAAGAAAGAACCUCUUAUUAUGUACAAUAAUUAUAUAUUCUGUGUAUGUUGUCUGUAUAAAUUUACAUAUGUGUAUGUGUGAAGUAAACAAAAAACAAAAAAAAUUAAACAAAGGUAUUUUAAUAAAAUUUUAUUGCGUCCAAUUAAACGAAGAACAAAACGAGUGUACGAUAAAGUUUGUAUUCAUGUAAAACACACUCACUCACACUCACGCACUCGCACACACACUCACAAAUAUCAUCACUUAACAAUCUUUCGUCCAACAGUUUGCGUAAGCUCCUCAUUUUUUGUUGAUUGUUGUAUAUUUGGUCGUGCAUGUGUGUGUGUAUGUUACUUUACCACUACAAGUCUAUACAUAUGUAUGUGUUUUACUAGCAUUAUUAUAUAUGUGUGUGUGUGUUUUUUAACAAAUUAAUUCGUCUAGAGUUGUAAAAGCACAACUGAGAGGUCAGUUUGAUGACCAGAUUUUGUUUCUUUUUUUUUGUUUUUUUUUUGCAUUAAUUUAAAAUCAUUAGCAUUGGCUGUUUGCUAGGUUUCCUGAGUCCAUCCACUUAAGCUAGUUUUAGGGUGUUUAUUUAAUCCCUUUUUUUUAAGUAAAAAAGGAAAAAACAAAAACAAUGGUAGAUUGAAAAGUUGUUGGCACACACUGCAUAUCCGUUUUCGCUAGCCAAAUUCGUGUUUACGCAGCUCCAAUCCUCUUAGAACUGCUGUUGAUGGGGUACUGAUGUGCGCUUACGGUACUUACUUGGACUUACACUGACCAUCCGAAAGCAGUGAGGUAAAAUUAUGAAUUAAAAAGACGUUAGUGCCGAAAACUGUUACCUUCUUUAUAAAAAAAAAAAUUUCUGCUUAGAAAAUAUUUUUUUUCACACAAAACGAAGUAGCAGAAAACUUGCGCAACGCAAAACAUUUCAUUUCCUUAAGGUAAUUUAAAGUGGAUUUGGAGAAAAAAACACAAAAAAAAUAUCAUAAAAUAUAUUCGUCCACGCCAUUCAAGCAAAUCUGUCCAUUAGUUAAAAUUCUUUAAGCAUUUUAUGCUCUUUGUUUGAUUGAAAGUUUUUAUAUACAUAUAUGUAUGUGUGUGUAAGUAUAGUUGUAUAUGUAUCCUCUACCUUGAACGUAAGGCCCAGCUGCAAUGUGCAAGCAACCGCAUUUUUUAUUAUUAUUUUGUAAAUACAACUACGUUGCCGCUACAUAAACAAAAAAAAUACAGAAAAUAAGCAAAGUUUAAAGCCAGCAAAUAGCAAACAAAAAAUUAAUAAAGUGCAGCGUUUUUUAACAACUUCUGCCGUAGCGCAAAAACUAGUAUUAAAGAAAUAUUCAUAAAUAAGCUUAAAUUCAUAUUUUGCAUGUGGUGAUGGGUUUGGUUUUAAUAACCAAGUACGUACAUAAAUAAAAAUGAAUGUCAGCAUUAAGUAAAAAGUAAAAAAAUAAAAAAAAUACAAAAAUAUUUACUAAGCAUUUGGCUGAUGGCAGUUUGUAAAUAAGGCUUAAUAUUUUGAAACCAACAAUGCAUUAAACUUAAAUUAUUAACUUAGCUACUUGCAAAUCGAUUAAAAAGCAAAAAUAAAACAAAGUGAAAUUGAAAACAUUUGUUGCAAACCAAAUUAUAUACAUAUAUAUACACUGAAGUAGAUAUAUAAAUAUUUGCAUAAUAGAGGAGAUUAGUGGCUAAUGCAAAAAGGAUAAGCGGAAAAUAAACAAAAAAAAAUUAAAAAAUUAAAUAAAACCAAAUAAGAAAAAGAGACAAAAAAAAAGAAUUAUCUAUUAAAUUAACAAAAAUGCAAAACUAGCUAUACCAAGUAACAGAAAACAAAAACAACGUAAUUUUUAUUAAUUUCGUGACAUUUUGCCCUCCAUUUGCCCCACAAAAAAGCAAGCAAACAAAAAUAAAGCUUAAAUAGAAGUGAGUAAAAAAUUAAAAAAUAAGCAAAAAAACGAAAAAAUUAAAAAUUAGAAAUUAAAGGUAAAUAUAAAUUAAAAACAAACCAAAAUAAAAACUAAAAUUAAACAAAUAUAAAAACUAAAAAUUAAGAAAAGUAAAAACUAAAAUUCAAAGAUAAUCCAAAAUAAAAUUAAAUAACAAUUAAACAAACAAAUAAAAAUUAAAUAAUUUAAAAAUGAAAACUAUUAAAAAAUUUAAAUUAAAAAUUAAAUAAAUAAAACUAAAAAUUAACAACAAUUGGAAUUAAAAUUGAAAAACUAAAAAUAAAAAUUAAAACCAAAAUUCAAAAAUAAUAAAAUAUUUAAAUGCAGAACUAAAUAAACAAAACUUGUAAUAAAUGAAAAUUAAAUAAAUAACUAAAAUUUGAAAGCAAACAAAAAUAAAAAUAAAGAAUAUUAAAAAGUAAAUUAAAAUUUCAAGAAUAAUUAAGAAUAAAAAUUAAAACAGAAAAUAAAUGAUGCAAUUCAAAAUAAACUAAAAUAAAAAAUUGUUAAUUUAAAAUAUACAAAAAUUAAACAAAUGAAUAAAAAUAAAAAUUUAAUUAAUAAAAAAUGAAAAUUAACAACAAUUAAAAAUAAAAAUUAAAAACAAAGGAAAAUUAAACAAAUAAAUAAAUUCAGGACUAAAUAAAAAAAAUUUAAAUAAAUAAAAAUUGAAAGUAAUCAAAUAUAAAAAUAAAGAAUAUUAAAAUUAAAAUGAAACUUCAAAAGUAAUUAAAAAUAAAAACCAAAAUCAAACGAAAAUUAAGGGGGGCCUCUUAUCAGUGGCUUCAAAAAAAAGUGUUUUUUCUCAAUUUUUUUUGCGGCGAAAAAAGCGACACACAGGAAUAAUCUUUUGCAUUUAUUUGCAGGCAUGAUUGAAGAGUAAUAAACAGUUUUUUAAUAUAAAUAAAAAAAAAAGAAAUGGCGGACAUAUGAGGGAUCUCGCACAGCUUCUCGUUGCGCGCUAGUAAAACG